Messenger RNA from Hydra vulgaris (swiftwater hydra), 1035 nucleotides. It is a transcript of the gene jun, whose product is annotated as jun protein. NCBI's taxonomy places the organism in Eukaryota, Metazoa, Cnidaria, Hydrozoa, Anthoathecata, Hydridae. The record is from RefSeq and is marked provisional. Gene Ontology annotation, molecular function: transcription factor binding; RNA polymerase II cis-regulatory region sequence-specific DNA binding; DNA-binding transcription factor activity, RNA polymerase II-specific. Gene Ontology annotation, biological process: regulation of cell cycle; regulation of cell population proliferation; regulation of transcription by RNA polymerase II. Gene Ontology annotation, cellular component: transcription regulator complex.
AUGAGCCAACAAAAUUACGACAAAAGUGCACUGAGCCUUAAUUUAAACGGAGGCAGAUCAGCAGUAAGUAGCCGAAAAAGAAAAUUUUUGCAGCCAUCAGCUGCUCUUCUUCAAAGUCCCGAUUUAAAACUUUUAAAACUUGGUAGUCCAGAGUUAGAAAAGUUAAUUAUUCAAAAUAAUGGAUUUAUACCCACUCCAACAAUCGGAAAUACAAGUUUUUCUCAAGUAGGGGAUCAUGUAGAAGAUCAAGAAAGCUUUGCACGAGGUUUUAUUGAAGCACUUCAAAAAUUACAACAAGAAAACGAUGUUAAAGACUCUCCGUUAACAAAAGCAUGGAAUUUUUCAAGAAUCAGUAACCUAAAUCAGACUGCUAUUUCAUCAUCUUUACCAACUUAUCAACAAAUUACAGCAAGUAAUAGCUUGCCUAAUGUUUCAAAAUGGGGUCAGGUUGAUCAUAAUUUAAAUACUGUUCCUGUAAUUACAGCUAAUGGCAACCAUUAUGAUAACCAGUCGCAACUAAAUUCAAUAAAAUAUUCUACAGCAACAUCAGUAGAUGUUGCUUCUACAAUUGGUUUGGAUUCAUUGCCAAAAUCAAAUUACUACAUUUCAAAAUCUCAGCAAUGCAAUAUUGAAAGAACUUCUCAUUCUAAAAUAAAUUCAGACUUAUAUCCUCCUUCAAAUAACUCGUUAGUUUCUGAAAUAAAAACUGAAGAUGAUAUGCCACCAUCUGUGGGUUCUUCAACUUCAAGUGUAAAUCUUGAAAUGAAUCCUAUUGAUUUAGAUGCACAAGAGCACAUAAAACAUCAAAGAAAAAAGUUAAGAAAUCGAUUAGCUGCACAAAGAUGUCGUAAGCGUAAAAUUGAACGUGAAGAAACCUUAAAACUAAAAGUUAAAGAAUUAAAAAAUAAAAACUCUGAACUAACUAAUCUUGCUAGCAAGCUUAGAAUGCAAGUUUGUGAACUUAAACAGCAAGUAAUGCAUCAUGUUAAUGAGGGUUGUCAAGUAUUUUAUAAAGAUGCAGAUCUUGAUAGUUAG